AUGUACCUGAGCAAGGAAAAGAAGGACCACGAGGAGGAGGGGAAACGAGGCGUGGGGGCAAAAAACCCAUCAAGCCAAAGAAACAGAAAGUAUGGAAGAAAUGCAAAACAUCCCGCAUCAGUAUAUAACAAUAGAUAUAUUAACAAAUUUCAUAAAAGAAACAGUGACCUUCGGACAAAAAAAGGGAACCAUGGAAUGAUGACCUUUGGAAAUUUAUCCCUAAAUAGUAGCCACCAACAUAUGAAGGCAGAAAAUAUAAAAGCCAAUCAAAUAUACUUUAGCAAAAAUAGCAUCAAUAGAAGUAGCAAGGAUAUCACAAGAACGACUGUUUAUAAAAAAAAUUACUUCGGACAGGAUAACAUUAAUUAUAAUACUUUCAUAAAUUCACAAACACCUGUCUGUUCAUUUCAUAUAGAAAAAACAGAAGAAGACAUAAAAAAUCAAAACAAAUUUAACGAGACUGUGUACAGAAGUAACGAUAAAAAUGUACUAAAAGAAGAGACCAACUCUCUCUUCCCUUCUUUUGUUGAAGAAGUAAAUUUUACAAACCACCUAGUUCAGUUAUCUGCCAUUCUUGUCCUCUCCAAUAAUGAUAAAAUUUUUAACAACUUAGAAUUUGAAGGGAAGACCACCCCCUCUCCUAAUGACUGCAAUUUGUGCAUCUAUGUCAAUGUAAUAAAUAAGUACACCUCUCAGUAUUACAAGCAGCUUUAUCCUGUGUCUUAUAAUUUUAAAAAUCGGCUUUUGUUUGCUACUCCAAGUAGUUCCUCUGUUGUCGAUUCUUCUCUCCUCGUUGACAAAAUAAUCAUUAAGGGGAAUUUCAAGACCCUCUCUCUCAUCGUGUUGGGUCAACCGGAGGAAAUAACCGACGCGUUGAUAUCCUACCGAGAAAACCUCCUAGACGGUAACCUCAGGAGCAAGAUCGGCGAAGACACACUUGACGUUGAAAACAUAGACUUGGAGAAGGACGAUUUGUAUGUCCCCAGGAGACCCGUCGAUAUUAGAACGUAUAACAUCAACACGCUUAUUGAUGAGAAGCUCAUUUCGAAGCAGCCCAGUGAGGGAAAUUAUUUCGACAAAAUUGAUUGGCCCCUCGGGGGUACACAGGAUGAGGGCGGUGGACCCAGCAAACUGGGCGGAAUUGGUGAAAUUGGCCAACCUGGGGAAUCGCACCAUCCGCAGCAACUGCUUCGACUGAAGCACCUGUCUGACCUCCUAGAGGAACAGUUCCUAAAAAAUAAUGCGGAUCAGAUUGCAAACUCAAACUGUGAAGAUGCCACGAAAGGGGAAAAAAAUGAAGACGACCAUAAUAGCCCCCUCGAAAGUAAGCAGAUAAAUGGGGAAAACAUCGAAGCGACACAAACAAAACAAUCGCAGGAACACACCAGUGAUGUCAUUGACAUGAACGAAAAGGAAAGUGAAAAAAAUCCCAUCAAAAAAGAGAGCAUGACAUGCUUCAUCCCACCGGACAAUGAACUCAUAAUAAAGAUACUAAACGAAUUUACCGAAUUGUAUAAAAUCAGAAAAUACAUUUCAAAGGACGAUUGCAUAACGUAUAGGAAAAUUAUUAAAUAUGGGAUGAUGUGGAUCUUCUACAUAUUCAAUCAAAUAAAAAAAGAUCAGGACAACUUUCUUUUUAACUAUGCAAAGUACACCGAAAUUAAGACGUGCGAUAUAUUAGGUUGUUUGUUAUUACUUAGGAGAUGUGCACUUUAUUCCGAGCUAGCCAAGGACCUAAUACAUAUGAAUUUCAAUUCGCACAUGAUUUAUAUGGACCCCCAACACCCCCAUGUCUUGAUCAAUUUAGUUGACAUGCUCAGUGUUAAUAACGUUUACUUCUUUUCGUCCUGGAAAAUUAAGACCUCCAUUUUGAAAUCCCUCAUCGCGCUCAUAUCAGAUGCCUAUGUCAUGAGUCACUUUUGCAGCUAU
Molecule: messenger RNA, 1929 nt
Organism: Plasmodium cynomolgi strain B
Lineage: Eukaryota; Apicomplexa; Aconoidasida; Haemosporida; Plasmodiidae
Exons: 2
Source: RefSeq, a predicted model, not a curated record